Molecule: messenger RNA, 5322 nt
Organism: Xenopus tropicalis (tropical clawed frog)
Lineage: Eukaryota; Metazoa; Chordata; Amphibia; Anura; Pipidae
Gene: ccdc180
Product: coiled-coil domain containing 180
Exons: 37
Coding region: 206-4867 (1553 amino acids)
Source: RefSeq, a predicted model, not a curated record
CCGUCUCACGAUAUGUGGCGGUUGCCAGGGGAACGCGGAACGCUGAGGGAAUAUCAAGCUGUUAUCGUUCCGGGCUCCUGGGGCUUCUCAGUGGGGGUCUGUACCCCGGGAGGGCUCGGUUAAUGGAAGGGUAUGUGGAUAUAUCCCGCCUGCAGGUUUCUCUUCCAGGCACCACUGAGCACCGAGGGGUUUAAUAAAGGACACAAUGGCAGCAGUGGGACAGAUCCAGGCAGUUCCUAGUGGAAGAGUCUACAGGCAACUUUUUGAUGCUGAGGUUCAGCUUGUGCGGUCCCUCGGAGAGGCUCGUGCUAGAGCGGUGCAGCAUGGAGGUGCAGUGGACACUGGGAACAUUCCUCCAAUCAGAAGCCGGGAUAACAACACAGCAUUGCCUGAGUCUCACCACCAGAGCACGGAUAAAAUGACUCCACCUGCUAGGAAAAAGCAGGAAAGUGAGGAUGAUAUUGCAGCAAGAGAAGUGAGAGGUCUUUCUGAUGUCAUCGUUCCAGAAAAGAAAGAUACCGGCAUUCUUGAGCGGAUCGCUGCAAACAGACUGGAACGCCAUGAAGUGGCACUGUCCAACCUGCACAGGGAACUGGCUGAGAUCAGCAAAGAGAUGGAGCUAUCAGUAUUGGAAGUGGGGAAGCACCUGCAGCAAAAGAUCUCGGAAUCAGAUGCAAAUAUUGAACUUUUGUUUCAGAAACUGGAAAUCGGUAACGACAGCACCACCACAAAGGAAAUAAAUGAGACUUGGGAUGCAGUGACCCAGGAAUCUGCCCGUACAAGGCAGUGCAUCAAAAGAACCGAAAGCACUUUACUGGCGCUAGAAGAAAACAGAGCGAAACGAAUUUCUGAAGUCUUAAAGAAAUACACGUCCCUCUUAAAGGACAUCUGCCAUCUCAUGCCCUCCGACGUGGACAGAUUUAUUCAUAAUGAAGCCAUGAUGAUUAACCAGGCAAUUUUAGCUAACCACCGAGCUCUGGCUAGAUUAUCUGUAAACCUUCUGGAAGCCAAUCUGAAGAGGGAGAAUACCCAGCGCUUCCAAUGGCAGGACCUGAAGAAGGCCUGGGAGUGUUACCAGAGGGAGAUCAUAAUGAAGGAGUUCAGGGUGUUUGCUGAGAAAGAAAUGGAACAUAUACCCACAAGUGUGAAAGUAUUAGUGGAUCAGCUGACCACCCAACUCAGCUCUCUCAAAGAAAGGAGACUUCAGAUUCUGGGUUUAGCCAGAAGUUUUGUACCUCCUACUUGCACGAGAACAGGUGUCAUGGAAUGGUAUGAAUCGUUGGCAGCCCUGAACAGUCAAGCUGAGUCCAUCAACAAACAAUUCUUAGAGAAGCUUCAGGAGCUGCGGGAGGAAUUCUGCCAAAAAUUUGAGGUGAAAGCAGAAAGCUGUAAAGAGCAGUUGGUCAGUGUGGAUAUUUGUACCCCAGAGGAAGCUGAGGAUAUAAUAACCAAAGAACUCAGCCCAGUGACGGCACAGAUCCACAUGAAAUUUAAGGAAGAGCAAGAGAAGUGGGAAAAACUGCUGGUACAUAGCUCUAAGUUAACGAUCCUUCAGACCCAGAAGUUGCUGAAAUUCUUGGAAGAUGUUGUUGAUAUUUGGCAAACGCUGGAACGUGGCCUCUCCAAACAGGAAAAUGCUGUGCAGCUAAGGAUGGAGCAGUGUCGCUAUAAAUAUGAUAGUGACAGCAAGGCCAAGGAGGCAAAUUUGGACAAGAUACUGGACAGACUGAGACAAGACAGCACUAAGGAAACAUUACGUAGCACAUUGGGGAAAGCACUGGCGUCCUUGGAAACCAUAAAAGCAGGAUACAAGACUUUUCAUUUGGACCAAGUCGCUGUAAUUGAUUCCUACCCUGCCCUGGUGCUUGCAGAGUUGGCCUCCUACAGCUGCGCUCUUAGCAAUUAUUUUGGGGUCAAAGAGGUGUAUGGGCAGGUGCAGAAGAAGGAUGGGGAGAACCCCAGCACCAGUAUAACAACGAUUCCGGCAGAUGGAGUGAGGUCUCAUUCUAGAGAGGGGAUAUCAGUAAACUCCGAAUUUAAUUCCUACAACUAUUCUGCAGUAGAAAGUGUUUUGCUGGAAGGUGAAUGGCUGGAAGGGCCAGGAGAUGGAACCCACAACACAAGAGAAGACACGGAAGUGCCUGGAAUAGUACAGUGUGAUUCUACUAUGGCACCAGUGCAAACCCCUUAUCGGGAGAGCACCCAAGCAGCAGAGGGAGCUGGUGAGCAGACAUCACAGGGAGCCCAGAUUCCAUUUGAGCUCUUCACAACAUCUAAAGGGAACACCUAUACUGCUUUGCGUUUGGCAUCAGAAGAUGACACGGCGGUGCCUGAGUUUCCAGGAGAACAUUCCGACACAAAUAUAUUCAUGACGGAGGCGGUGCUGGACGAUUCCGUUCCCUUAAAUCAUGACAUAAUGGUCAUACCCGAGCAACAGUUGAUUGUUAUUAGGAAAAGCGUCCGGCUUGGGUUCUUUGAGCACCUGGAGACCUGGUUCGGUGAGACCCUUUCCAGUGCCCAGGGUAUCGUCAGUGCCAAGAAGGAAGAGUUCAAUUCUGAGUUAGCGCUUCGCUAUCACCUGCACGAGCCAAGGAGCCAACGGAUCGAGAUGGAUAUCCAUAACGUCAGAGCUGCCGAGCUGAUUCUGCACUCCGAGAGAGUGGAUCGUCACUGUGAUGGGGUAAGCCAUUCUCUGGAGCAGCUGAAGCGGGAGAGUUCCGUGCUGAUUGAGAACAUGAAGCAACAGACUCUCGGAUUCCGCAGCAAGAUCCGGGCCAUGGAGAGCAUGUUCCUCGGUGCCAACAAGUCUGAUAAGCUUGUGGCCCUGACACAGUCUCUGCCGUCCAUUUUGGACAGCCACGUAAGCGGGGUUCAGACUUCCAUGCGCAACUACCGGCAGCAUGUAGAGGAAAUGCUCGGAACCCUGCGCGACACAAACUCGGACUUCAUCAAAUCAUUCAGAUUGUUCUCAGAGGGCGGAAACUUUUCUCCCGAUGAAGUGGAGGUGUUUCGCAAGAAGCUGCAUAAAGCGUCAGACACCAUCGCCUCUUUCGAGGGCUCCAUCAUGGUGGAUUUGGAGGGCUUGGAGUCUGUGUGUUUAGAACAGGCCACUGAGAUUGUAAAGAAAUUUGAGGACAAAUUCAACAUGUUAACAACGGAUGCAAUUUUCCUAGAAAACAUUCAGAAGCUGCUGACGAACCUGCAAGUGAAAAUCAAAGCCUUGGUUGUGAGCAGCAAUUUUCAGACUCAGCAGAUCAACUCCUCUCUGGAGCAGCUCCAACAGAAGACAGAUGCCUGCGCUCAUCCCAAUAUGGAUAAGGAAACAGUCACAGCUGAAGAACUGUACUCCUUUGUGCAAAUCCCCAUGGGUCAGCUGGCAAAGAGAAGUCUCUAUCUGUCCUGCCUUCUAGAGCCCAGCCAAAUACUCUCUGAGACCCCACUGCAAGGCCCUAUUGCAACGGCAUCACGUUCGGACACCCCACUCCGUCAAGACGCGAAAGGAACCUUUACGACCCCCGACAACCUUCUUACUCCGAGCAGAGUGGGGAAGUUGGCUCUCGAUGAUCCCGCUGUGAGUGUCAUCAAGAACAUUACCAGAACAAAGCGGGUUAUGGAUUCACAACAGGACUCUGACCGUGCAAGUAGCUAUCAGCGGCCGGGCACAGUCUCACAUCAGGCUGCUGCCAUAGCGCCACAUCCACCAUCGCAGUCGGGUAAACCUCAUCUGAAGAAAAAGAAACCCCCAUCAAGCAAUGGUGAAAAUCCUGGCCAGUCUGUUCAGGCUCCAAGUGUCCGGAAGCUUACAAAGCCCAGCAGGUUUGACAAGAAGUACCAAUUGUUUGGGGAGAACAGAGUCGAAUCAGACAACUUCAAGGGAAUUCUCACCUGUAUACUGUGGGAGAGCAAUGACACCUUACUGUACCUGGCUGAGGAGUUCUAUAAGAAGAAGGACAGGCGGAACAUUGGCCGGACAGAUCUUCUUCAAGAGACGUUUGAGGAGUGUGCAGAUACGCUGGUGUUUAAACUGCAGUCCUACGAGAAGCAGGCCCUGGAGUAUCAGAACAACUGCCUGCUGGAGUUCCGGGAGCAGCUACAAACUUUCGAGAGGCUGGUAAAUGAGGUGCCGCCGCUGGUCAUAGAGAGUCACCGGAGGCAACACCUGGACAAACUGCUGGCGGCCACUGACCAGAUACGGAAGCAGUUUGCUGAGGACCUGCAGCGCUGGGACCAAGCCAAGGAGACACUGAAGAGUGUGCUGAGGCCAAAUUUAGGCCACCCAGACAGCGAGCAGGCCCUGGGGGAGCUGUGCCAGCAGGAGGAACUAAGGCAGAGAGAGGAGGCAGAAGGGAUUGACUGCAACACUAAACAAUUACAAGCGUGCGUCUCCGAGUGCACCCAGCACUUCCUGAUGUCUCUGGCCUCCCUCACCGAGAGACUGCUGCUGGAACUCGAUGAGACACUUACAGUCGAUGAUGUUUUAGCAGCUGAUGUUGAGAUUCCCAAAGAAAAACUGUCAACGCUGAUCAGACGCAAGCAGGCGGGGCUGCCGUUGGAAAGCACAGAGCACAAGCCACUGGUGGAGAGAGGCAGCAGGGUCUGGCCAGGAAUUGGAAUUGUGGAUCCUACAGACCCUGAAGGGGACAGUGCGCGCCACAUCAGCGCAUCGGUCACCACGGCCAAGACCACAGUCGGCCACAUCUCAGCGGUGCAGGCUCGCGACUCCACUCGCUCGCGGUUCCUGCAGGACACAGAGGCGGUACUGACCCGUAUCCGGGAGGAGAGCCGGCAGCAGCACUUUGAUGCCCAGCGCUGGAGGGAUUGGUGGUGCCAGUCUGUACGCAAUAUAAAAGCUCUGUAUAUGGGCUGAUUGGGGGCACUGCUCACGUGGCAGCUCUUAAAGGGCAAGUAGCGCUCUAUGCACUGGGGGGAGGGGGUAAAAUAUGAGGUUUCCCCAGUAAAUAGAAGCACUGGGUUUUCACCCCUAUUAGGAAAAAAGUGCCCCAUGUUUGAUUUGCAGCCCCGUGGCGCCAUCUUGCUUCAGUUUAACUGUUUGGUACGUGCGUAGGGGCGUGCAGUUUCAGGAAUUUGCUUUACUGCACCUACGGAAAGCUAAAGGAAAGAAAGAUGGCGCCAUGACGGACAUUUCCCAGUUCCGUGCAGGUUUUUCUCUGACCUAGGGAAUAAACCAAACAAUUCUAUUCGCAUGGGGGGAGCCUAAUAUUUUGUCCCCUCCCCCAGUGACUGGGGCUUUCUUGUCCCACGAGCACACACUCACUCUUAUUUCACUACAUUUUAAAUAAAGUUUAUGUUUGUUACAAACGA